UAUUUUUUUCCUUCACUUUUAACCCUCAUUUUCCUUUUAUUUACAACUUCAACCAUUCAAAACAUAUACCCCAAAUCUUUCCAAAUUCCUUUCACUUUAUCUAAAUCUUCCAUCUCAUCCCACUUUCUGUUUAUCUUGUUUCUGUGUGCUUGAGUGAAAGAUUCUACCUUGCGCAGUCAACUUGUUGUACUUUCUUCGUUGAGCUUUCUGGGUGUUGGUUGAAUCAUUAGUUUUGUGCAGAGUGUGUGAUGCUGUGAAAGAUUGUACUUUUUUCCUUCUGGUGUUGUACGUUGUUCUAGCAAACAGUCAUGAUGCUUCAGCCAUCUGCAGAAAAGGAAAACUAUCGAAAUAAAGACAACAAAGAGAAAUCUCCAAUGUGGAAAUCUGAAACCGAUAGCGUAGAGUCCGAGCUUUCUGAUGCGAAAAGAGCAGUUCGUGAUCUAACUUUAAAGAUCGAAGAAUCAAAUUCCAGAGCCAAAUUGCAGAGAAAACCAAAAUGGCGCCAACAAGAAGAAGAAGAAGCAGAAACUUCAUUGAGGAGCGAGGAUGAUCGAUAUGAAAAAGUGAUGAAGGAACUUGAACAUGUGAAACGAGAAUUGGAAAAACUUAAGCUCGAUAUGGCUCGCGUGUUAAAGCAGAAGAGGCACGCCGAGAGAGAAGCAAAAGAAUCGAAUUCUAAAAGGUCCAAUCUUUCUGCCUCCAUUGUAUUGAUGAAGAAAGAGAUUCAAGAACUGGGUGAGGAACAAGCUCUUGUUGAAUUAGCUCGAAUUGAAGCUGUUAGAGAAUGGGAAGCCAUUGAAGCGCAGAGAGUGGAAGAAGCGAAUCGCUAUAAAACUCAGGUGGAAGAGAACGAAAGGACAAGAGAGCUUCAAAUUACGCUUUCUGAUAUAAAUUUGUUAGAAAGUGAACUGAACAUGGCUAAAGAAAUGGACAAGAGAACUGAGGCCAUGUCACGGAAUCAAGAAGGGUCUCCGUUAAACACGAUUACAGAAGAACUGGAGGCCGCAAAACGAGAACUUGCUUCCAUUAAAGGAGAAGGGUUUAAUUUCAUGGCCUCCAUGGAUAUCAUUAGAAAGGAGCUUAAGCAUGUUCGAGAGGAAACAGCUCGAUUAGAGAAAGCAGAACAGAAACGAGAGUUGACUGUUCAAAACCUCAACUCGAAGAUCUUAAGGGCGAAAGCCAGACUAGAAGCACUUACAGCUUCUGAAACGAAAAACAACACAGUUGCAGCCAAUCUAUCGAUAACACUCGCACAAUUAAGAGCAGAAACCGAGAAAGCAAAGAAAGAAAAAGACGUUGUAGAUGAAGAAAUCGAAAACAUGAAGGGAGAAAUUGAUAAAACUGAAUUUGAAAUAGAUUUAGAAGAGGAAAAAUUAGUAGCUGCCAUGGAGGAGCUUAAAGCAAUCAAAUCAUCAGAAUCUGAAACCCUAGGAAAUCUAAGGAAACUGAUCAACACUACAGUAGAAGCUAGAGAAAUGGCUUCGAUUAACAGCUCGAUAAUCACAAUCACGGAUUUCGAAUACAAUUACUUAACGGGGAAGGCAGGUGGAGCUAAAGACCUUGCUGAUAAGAAAAUCGCUGCAGCUGAGGCCUGGGUGGAAGCUUUGAAGGCAAACGAAAGAGAGAUAUUGAUGAAAUUUGAGAUAAAACAACGAGAAAUUAGGGAUUUAAGCAUUGAGGUAGAGGAAGAAGAAGAAGAAGAAGAAGACGUAGCAGAAGAAGAUCGAAGCAGUCGACAUGCAAAGAUCGGGGCAAAAGUUAUGGCAUCGUCUCGGAAAUCCAUGUAUAGAGUUGGGAACAUGGGAACUGCGAGACGGGUGAGAUCACAGAAGUUUCGAUCUCCAGCAUCCCGAUAUACCCCUAAAUCGGCUUCAUCGAAGGGUGAAACAGUGAUGCCAAAACUCAAAAAAUUGUUUAACAACGCAGCAAUGGGUGAGGGAAUGAUUUGAUGAUGAAGGUUUGUUGAGAUUUGUGUAAGCUGAAUAAUGAACGUUGAAGAAGAAUUGAUAAGUCGUCCUUUGAAGUUUCUUUUAUAAAAGAAUGUAAAUGCAAAUGUAUAUGUAAACCGAGUACAAGUUUUUGAACAUAAUUUAUGGCUUUUAUGACGUUUUGGAAUUA
Lactuca sativa (garden lettuce) is the source of this 2118-nucleotide messenger RNA. RefSeq names its product PLASTID MOVEMENT IMPAIRED protein (DUF827) (gene PMI2). NCBI's taxonomy places the organism in Eukaryota, Viridiplantae, Streptophyta, Magnoliopsida, Asterales, Asteraceae. Gene Ontology annotation, biological process: chloroplast accumulation movement; chloroplast avoidance movement. Gene Ontology annotation, cellular component: cytosol. The record is from RefSeq and is a predicted model, not a curated record.